AUGAUGGCAGCUGUCAAUCUCACCAGCUUGCAGCCUUCUUCCUUCCUUCUGAUCGGCAUCCCAGGCCUAGAGGACCUGCACAUCUGGCUUUCCGUCCCAUUCUGCCUAAUGUAUAUUGCUGCGGUCUUUGGUAACUUCAUCCUCUUAUUUGUCAUUGUGAUGGAGCGAAGCCUCCAUGAGCCAAUGUACCUUUUCCUGGCCAUGUUAGCUGUGGCAGAUCUUGUAUUAUCCUCCUCCACGGUGCCCAAAGCCCUGAGCAUAUUCUGGUCCCUUUCCAAGGAGAUAUCUUUCCACGCCUGCCUUACCCAGAUGUUCUUUGCACACUUAAGCUUCAUUGCAGAGUCAACCAUCCUGCUGGCCAUGGCAUUUGACCGGUACGUUGCCAUCUGCAACCCACUGCGAUACGCCACAGUGUUCACACACUCAGUGAUAGCAAAGAUUGGGCUGGCUGCCGUAGCCAGGAGCUUUUGUAUGAUGUUCCCAACAAUAUUCCUCCUUCGGAGGCUGCCGUACUGUGGACACGUCAUGCCACACACCUACUGCGAGCACAUGGGCAUCGCCCGGCUGGCUUGUGCCGACAUCUCUGUUAACAUCUGGUAUGGCUUUGCCACCACCCUUCUGUCACCAGGAGUGGACAUCGUGCUCAUUGGGGUGUCAUACGUCCUCAUCCUCAGGGCUGUCUUCAGGCUUUCAUCCAAGGAUGCCCAGCUCAAAGCAGUUGGCACCUGCAGCUCUCAUGCCUGUGUUAUAUUCAUGUUCUACACACCAGCAUUUUUCUCAUUUUUCAAUCAUCGGUUUGGCCACAACAUCCCCCACCACGUUCAUAUCCUCUUGGCAAACCUCUAUUUGCUCCUACCACCCAUGCUAAACCCCAUUGUCUACACAGUGAAAAACAAACUAAUUCGAGAAAAAGUGUCCCGAAUAUUCUUUAAAACUGGGCAAUUGAGUUGA
Molecule: messenger RNA, 951 nt
Organism: Struthio camelus australis
Lineage: Eukaryota; Metazoa; Chordata; Aves; Struthioniformes; Struthionidae
Product: olfactory receptor 52B2-like
Biological process (GO): G protein-coupled receptor signaling pathway
Cellular component (GO): plasma membrane
Molecular function (GO): olfactory receptor activity; G protein-coupled receptor activity
Source: RefSeq, a predicted model, not a curated record